UUCUGCUGCAGUCCUCUCCGUUUGUUACAGUGGUUUGGUCUAAGUGGUUUAGUAGUCGGUUUUGUUGACUGUGAAUGUUGAGUUGAGCGCAGUUGUUUGCUGUCAGCAGUGAUGUCCGUGUACAGACCGCUGGUGUGUUUGUUCAGGCACGGGACAGCAGCGCGCGCCUGGAGGACACUCACCACCUGGUCACCUGUGGGAGCUGCUUUCAAUGCCAGAGUCCACAGGAGACUAGACAUCUUCCACCAAAAUGUGGGCUUGUUUGGAGUCCCAGAGCUCAGCUGCGUGGAGGGCUUUGAGGUGGUCCAGGACAGAGCCCUGCAGGAGACUCAGCAGCUGGUGGAGGAAGCCUGCCGCUGCCCUCCAGGAGUCCAGACCGUGGAGAUAUUUGACAAACUGUCAGACAGCCUGUGCAGAGUGGCAGACAUGGCAGACUUUAUUAAAGUGGCACAUCCGGACCCGUCAUACCGGGAGGCUGCAGAAAGGACUUGUAUAAACAUUGGCACUAUGGUGGAGAGGCUCAAUACCAAUGUUGAUUUGUGUAAGAGCUUAAAGGACCUGCUGGAUAACAAAGAGAUCUUUUCCAAACUGGACCCAGAAACAAGAAGAGUGGCUGAACUAUUUCUGUUUGACUUCGAGAUAAGUGGAAUCCAUCUGGAUAAAAAAAAGAGGAAAGAGGCUGUGAACUUGAAUGUGAAGCUGUUGGAUCUGAGCAAUCAGUUUCUGAUGAGCUGCCACAUGCCCAACAGAAUAGAGAAGAGAGCUCUUCCUGAACACAUUCACCAGCACUUCACUAAAGACGGGAAUUACAUUCAGAUCGGAGGCCUGAAUGCAGAUGCGCCUGAUGAUCUGGUCAGGGAAGUUGCGUAUAAAGUUUUCCUCUACCCAAAUGAAAAUGUGAUGCACAUACUUGAGGAACUGCUGUCCUGUAGAGAUAAACUGGCUCGCUUGGUUGGUUAUGAAUCGUAUGCACAUAGAGCAUUAAAAGGAACCAUGGCCAAAAGCCCAGAGGCAGUUAUGAGUUUUUUACAGCAGAUCACAGACAAGCUUUCAGACAGGACGGAAAAGGAUUUUGAAAUGAUGAGGGAAAUGAAGACAAAACUCAACCCCAGAAAUCCUGAGCUAAUGCCAUGGGACCAUCCGUAUUUCAGUGGUGUGAUACGUGCAGAAAGAUUCAACAUAGAGCCAAGCCUGUACAGUCCGUACUUCUCGCUGGGAGCGUGUAUGGAAGGUCUGAAUGGUCUUUUCACACAGCUGUAUGGUGUAUCACUGCUGGCUGAGCAGCCCAGUGUGGGGGAGGUUUGGAGCGAAGAUGUGCGCAAGCUGGCUGUGGUGCAUGAAACAGAAGGACUGCUGGGAUACAUCUACUGUGACUUCUUCUACAGACCAGACAAACCUCACCAGGACUGCCACUUCACUAUUCGUGGCGGAAGGCAGCUAGAAGAUGGGCAGUAUCAGCUGCCGAUAGUUGUCCUGAUGCUGAACCUGCCUCACCCCACACGGUCUGCUCCCACAUUGCUCAGCCCGGGCAUGAUGGAAAACCUCUUCCAUGAGAUGGGCCAUGCCAUGCACUCCAUGCUGGGACGCACCCGCUACCAACAUGUGACAGGAACACGGUGUGUCACUGAUUUUGCAGAGGUACCUUCUAUUCUAAUGGAAUAUUUUGCCACAGACUAUCGUGUGAUCAGUCAGUUUGCUCGCCACUAUCAGACUGGACAGCCUUUGCCGCAAAGCAUGGUGGCCCGUCUUUGUGAGUCCAAGAAGGUCUGUGGUGCAGCUGACACUCAACUUCAGGUUUUCUAUGCAAUCAUGGAUCAAGUUUAUCAUGGAAAACCACAAAAUCGAUCAACUACAGAUAUCAUGAUAGACAUGCAGAAGAAGUAUUAUGGCCUGCCAUAUGUCACCAAUACAGCCUGGCAGCUGAGGUUCAGUCAUCUCGUCGGCUAUGGGGCGAAGUACUACUCGUACCUGAUGUCACGGGCGGUGGCCUCCAUGGUGUGGAAGCAGUGUUUCUAUAAAGACCCCCUCAACAGGGAAACCGGAGAGCGUUACCGCAGAGAGAUGCUGGCUCAUGGGGGAGGGAAGGAGCCCAUGCUGAUGGUGGAAGGCAUGUUGCAGAAAAGACCCUCCAUCGAGGACUUCGUCAACGCCCUCGUGUCUGACCUGGACCCUGACUUUGAAACCUUCAUCAUGGACUCAGAGGGCUGAGGGAUUUUUCAUAGCAGUAUAACUUUAUCUUCCUCACGGUACUGAGCACAGUCAGUAUUCAUGUUUAGAGAAAGGACUGCAUUUAUGAACCAAAACUGAACGAUCUCACAGCAGUGCAUCGUGGGAUAUAUACUAGUGAAUCUCAAAAAACAUGUCAAGAACUUGUCCAGGUCAUGUUUCACAUCAAAAAUCAGAAGGAAACAGAAAUGUAUGUGUUCUGUUUGUUUGCUUUUUGACAAAAAUAAAUAAUAAAAAAAAUGCA
This is a messenger RNA of Cyprinus carpio (common carp), 2470 nucleotides long. RefSeq names its product mitochondrial intermediate peptidase a (gene mipepa). The record is from RefSeq and is a predicted model, not a curated record. Gene Ontology annotation, cellular component: mitochondrion. Gene Ontology annotation, biological process: peptide metabolic process. Lineage: Eukaryota; Metazoa; Chordata; Actinopteri; Cypriniformes; Cyprinidae. Gene Ontology annotation, molecular function: metalloendopeptidase activity.